AUGGCCAAACGCAUUGAGGAAGAAAUAAAAAACAUAAUAGACGACAUCUACGUGUCCACAAUCCUAAUCAGUAGCAGCAGAAUUGUGAAAAGAGAAGUAUCAGUAUUCAUAGGAAUCAGCAUAAAUGACUUAUUCCAACCGUUUGGCUUAGGUGAUCAUUUAGUGAAUGAGAAAAAUGAAAAUAUCGACUUAACAUUAAGUGGAAAUGUCAGUAUAAAUUACUUAAAUAAAAACAAUACAAUUUGUGAAAAGACAAUACAUAACCAAAAAUUUAAAUUACGUUUUGUCAAUCUAGAAGAAUACAUAGAUGUGAAAUUGGAUUCUAUAGAUAGGAUACUAAUAGAUACCAUUUCACAUAAUGAACCUGAAUAUAGCGAUAUAUACAAUGAUCGAAAUUUAAAUACAUAUUUUGAAAAAAACAAUCAAGACAGUUUUCUGAAAAGCAAAGAAUAUUUUAACUACAUAUGUGCCAAUUCAAAUGCAUUGGCAACAGAUAUAAAAAAAAGUAUUUUCAAAAAAAAAGAAAAUUACGUUCCUUCUCAUAGUCUUUAUAAUGAAAACGAAUCAGAGAAAAGUGCACACAUAGAAAGCACUCGAGUAGGAAAUUCUUACUCAGAUUUCACUCCAAAUGGUAUAUAUGAAAAGGGAGAAAAUCAGGUUUAUCAUAUCCCCAGUUAUGGACAAUGGACAGACAGUCACUACUGCAAUUACACAGGAAGGCAUAAGGAAGAUCCUAAAAGUAAUGCAGAACGAAAAGAACACUUAAAAAAUGUGAAUAAAUAUAAUGCAUUUUUCCUACCUUGGUUUAGAACAUACUUUACAACAGCAUGGAAAUACACACACAUGUUUAAUGACAGCUCAUGUACACCACUAGGAAUCAUUUACAUUUGUAGUACAAGAGAUGAAAAUGUAAUUGAUAUAUAUAAAAACAUGAUGCAGAAUGAUUUAAGAAAAAUUAAUUUUAACCUAAGUCCACAUAUUCCAAAAUGUAUCAUACUACUUCACAUUUCAAAUAACCAUGAUGAAGAUAUAGAAACAGAUGUACAGAAAUUGUUUGUGAAAAUUCAAUCCACAUUUUUAAGCUUCAAAUGUCAUUUGCUUAUUAUUAAAGCACAUCAAUUUUUUAACAAUUGUGACGUAAAACAAAAAUGUGACGAUUCUAAUAAUCAUCAGAAGAAGCGACAGUCUAACGGGGUGAAUAAUCCAGAAGGUGAUGAAAAAAAAUGGCAGGAUAAACGAAUGAAUGAUUCUGUUAGCACCCCUAUGGAAUUGUACCAUUCAGAUGAUGAAAAGACAAGCAAAGAAAAUGAUUCACAAGAUAAAACAGAGGAAAAGGGAAAAAAAAAUUUGUUUCAAUCAAACAUUCAUACAUUUGAAGAAGACGAAAAGAAUUCAACUAAUAAUUCAUCUUAUAAACAAGUGCAUUGUAAAGAAGGCUUACUGAGCGAUGAACAGUUAUUAUCAUAUACAGAAAUUAAUUGCAUGAAGGAAAAUAAAAAAAAAUACGCUACACAAAGGAAUAACUACUACAGUUUGAAACUGAACAGCAUACAGAAACUGUAUGCUAAUAAUCUUAGUAUCCAUUUUAGUGACCUUUCCAGAGAUAGUAUAAAAACAGCCACAAGCAUAAAUGACAUUGAAGAAACAAAAAGAAUAAAAAAUAAUUUAUCAAGAGAAAUGAAUUUAAUUUAUGAAUACAUUAUGUCAGACGAGAUAAUUUAUAUUAGUAAAAAAGAUCCAUUAUAUAUUGAUGAAACCUAUUUUUGUUGUUGUUUAGAUUAUGUAGAUAUUAUAUCGCUCAAAAUGUUCAUCCACAAUUUUGUUAGAACGUGUGUUAUUCCUUACAUUACUACUAUUACCCAUGAUAUUAACAAUUUAAUUUUGAACAAUAAAAAAAGCUUAAGGAAUCAAUUAAAAUUUAUGUGGAAAAAAACAAAAUUAAAUUUUACCUCCUCAGAUGCAGCUUUUUUUGUUACUGAACAUACAAGCAAUGUUUUUCUUAAUGUUGCACAAAAUAUUUUAGCACCAAACAAUGACUCAUCAAGUAUGAACAGUAUUCUUACUAAUAAAGACAUUCAACAAGAAGAAAAAGCUUCCUCUUGGGUGAAUCAUAGAACAGAAAUGCUUCCAAAUGAAUCUGGUGAGAGUUUGAAUGUGCAAAGAAAUGCAAGUAACGACUCAACUCGUAUGGCCAGAACGGGCAUAGGUGACGCUACAGAUUCAGAAACCCUCUCUAAGGUCAACGCUGCUAAUGGAGCCAAUCUGACCAUCACAACCGGUGUGAAUAAUCCAUUCCUUCCUAUUGAUAUGAAGAACUACAGCAAGGAACCACUAGAACGCUUGUACAAAACCCUUAGUGAUGUUUACUUCAUCCUUGGAGAGUAUGAGCUGUCAUAUAACAUUUUAAAAAUAUGCAUUAAUGAAUUUAAGCAUGAAAAGAUAUAUUUCUAUUUAGGGAAUAUAUAUGAACUUAUAAGUCUUUGCAUUUUCAAUAUGGAUACUCAAGUGAACAAAAAAGAUUCCUUAUAUUAUCUAGAUCUAAGUUAUCAAAUGUAUUCAAAAUGCCAGUACUUGAAUUAUAUGUUUAUUUGUUCAAUUCUCAACUACUAUUUGUCUCUUCUAUAUGAAGAACAAAAUGAGGCAUCUGUCAAUAUAUUAAUAAAUGCAAAUAUGGACUUUACUUACAUGGAAGAAAAACACAUUGGGGAAAACAGACCCAUAGAAGAUAACAACGUACCCAAUAAAUUAUCAUUCCAAAUUAACAACUUAAGAUCAGCACUCCUAUUAGAACAGAUAACUUAUAGUUAUAAAAAAAAAAAAAAAAAAAAAAAAAAAAAUGAUUCUCCACUCCCCAUGUUUGACAAUAUCAUGGUAGGAAAUACUUCCGUCACAAAUUCUUUUCAUCAAAAUGAAAAUGUAAUUUUCAAAAAUUCUAAACAGGAGGGUACUACGACGAAAACAUCCAAAAAUUAUAAUAAUGAAUUUAACAAAGCAAUGAUGGAAGAAAAUCACCUGAACAGGCAAGAUGAACAUGUACUUCCACAUUUAUCUAGCAUUAAUAAAAGUCCUUGUCAAAAUGUACAAAUGGGGAAUGAUAUGCAUGUUGGAUAUUCUUCCCUAAGUAGGAUCACCACUUCAAAGGAUAAGCAAUCUUCUCCUUCACCAUCUCUUGAAGAAACGAACAUAUAUAACCAUGACAAUGGGAUGCCUAUCCAUAUGAACACAAACCAGGAGGAUCAACAUGGCAACUUCAACCAACAAGUAGACAAGAAUAAAACAUUUGGAAUAUCCAAACAAGAAGAAGAGAAAUACAAACACAUAACUAGAAGUAACCACAUCACAUAUAACGAUUUCACACAAGACGAACUAGAGGAUCAAAAUAUGCUAAAAAAGAAUGACUAUAAAUGCAGAAAAUAUUUGUUCGAAAUGACAUUAGCGGGACACACAUUCAACAAAUGUGGUUUCAAGAGGUUAGCUUUAUUUUGCUAUUCAAAAGUGUUAAGAAAAUAUGAAAAAAUAAAAAUGAAGCAUAUUUAUGAGCAUCUCCACUUUAUGAUGGCUCGUCAAGCUUUUAGUAUUAAUUUAUAUUAUGAAGCACUCAAUCAUUACAUUUGUAUUUUAAAUUCAAUCUCAAAAAAUUAUGAACAGUCAUACGUUCUGAAUAAAAAUGUUGAUAUCUAUUGCGCCUCUCCCGACAAGGAAAUAAAUUUCAUUAGGGAGUUUGCCUAUGUGUAUAAAAUUUAUGUCGACAAGGUUUUAAACAAAUUCUUCAAAAGUGUGCAAAGGUCUGUUGGAAAAGGCGAAAAAGAAGAUAUUGUGUCAGCACAAAAAGGAGCCGUUUCUGCAGAAGGUAAGGAAAAUAUUGGUGAAGACCAAGCCUGCCAUAAUAAGGAACAGACAUGCAUAAAUAAUAAAACGAGCGGGGAAAGAAAUAACGAGAAGGAAAGACCAAACAAGAUGAAUGAAAAAAUAAAUCGAAUGUUAUAUUUCAAUGAGGACAACAAAGAGAAUAUCAUAAAACCUCUUAGCCUAAGAAUUCCUAUGGUUCACAUAAGAAAUGAUGAAGGACAUUUUAUGAACUCUGUUUAUGUGUGUAAAACGAAUAUAUAUACAUAUGAAAACAGAGUUGAAACUAAUUAUUUUAACAUUUUAAAUGAUAGUUUGUUUAAAAUCUCCAAAUAUGACACAACCAUACACGACUUAUACACCAUUAUGACGAAGGAUUUCAAAAAUUUAUCUCAAACCAAUCUUCACGAGUUGAAUUAUAUCUAUGUUGCAUGCAAGAAAUUCAUAAAUUGUAUGUGUAACGAUUGCUUUUUUUACCAUUCAGUAGAUUUGCCUCAUUUUCAAGAGGCGCUCGAUGUUCUCAAUAGUGAAGACACCGAGGGGGCGCAGGCCGACACGUCGAUUCUUGCUCAGGUUGAUAAAUCUGCAGAGGUUGCUAAAUCUGCAGAGGCUGCUAAAUAUGCAGAGGCUGCUAAAUAUGCAGAGGCUGCUAAAUAUGCUGAGGUUGCUAAAUAUGCUGAGGCCACGAUUGAGGCAGAUGCAGGGGGAGAUGUUAAAAGGCUAGAGAACGGAAAGCCCACGUUUCUCCAACUAGACUCUCCCAUAAAAUCUAUCAGCACGUCACCAUUCGUAAACCCGAGUAGCAAGAGAUGCUUUCUCGCGUAUGUUCAAGAAUUCAAAAAAAAAUUCACCAGUUGUCUUACAUUCAUCAACAACACACAAGUUAAGAACAUUUAUCAAAAGCACACGGCAGAGGAAGAAACAAAUAUAAAUACCAAAUUCAUUCAGUAUGCUUCCAAAGGAGAAUAUAUAUUUAUCACAUUUAAAUUAGUCAAUCCCAUUCAUACGAAGGUUGAAUGUCAGGGAACACACAUAUGUGCAUACUAUCUUAAUGAAGACAUGAAUAAUCAUAUUGAGGUCGAAAAAAGGAUUAUUAUUUUGGAGUCUAGGGAGACCAAAAUAUUCACUCUGUUCAUUCGUCCUUAUAAAAAAGGCUUGUUAUUCAUAGCAGGAAUCACGUGGCACCUCUUCGGACUAGUAAAGGUUUACCAGAACUUCUUCACACAUGGAAUGAAAAAGCUGAGCAAAAAGUUCGACAGGAUACACACCAUCAAAUAUGAUGACAUAUACAACUGUGAUGACCAAAUGGGUAAAAAAGAAAAUAUGAAAAAAUUAAACAAAGAAAUGAAUUCAUAUACAUGGUCUAGCAAUAUAGGAGUACCAGAGGAGAAAAUUUUUGAAAGAAUCAAAGAUUAUGAUGUAGACAACAGAUUAGUAUUGUAUGUUUAUGAUAACACAUAUUUACUUUCCUUCGAAUUUGAAAAUAUCAAAUCAGGAGGAGUAAAAAGUGUAAGUAAUUAUGAAAUAGAUUUUAUUGAAUUAUUAGAAGGUGAACAAUUCGAAAUGAUCCUAAAAAUAGUUAAUCACUCAUCCAUCCCACUUAAUUAUUUGAGUCUAUGUAUAACUCCUACCGCUUUUUUUAAUUGCUAUAAGUUAGUGCAUAAUGAGGAAGAAUACAUAUUACACGAAUCACCAAAUGAAUAUGUUAAGACCAGUUCUCAUGAGAGAAAUGUUAACUACCUUUGUGGCGAUUUUUUUAAUGAUAGAAAUAAACAAGCAGGAGCUAAAGAAGAAGGAGCAGGAGAAGGAGGGAAGCAUCCACCAAAUGAAUGCAAAUCGCAAAAAAAAAAAUUCAGCAUAGUUAGUGAUCUUUACAAUGAGGAAUCAUUAGGUAAAGAAACCAAUGUGUUUAAACAAAAGUUUAAGUACAAACAAAUUCAGCAUAUAAAAAUCAGUGGAGAUAUUUACAAAAAUGAUACUUUUUACCUGAACAUUAAGGUAAACUCCAAUUGCACAGGUUUGCAUAAAUGUCUUAUAACAGCUUUGUGUAAACACAAAGAUGAUUCAAUAAAAUCAAACGGGGAAAAGCAAAAAAAAAAAGAAAAUUGUGUCAAAUAUCCUGAAAUGUUUACAGAAAAAAAGGAAAAAUGCUUUUUAUUUCUAAGGUUAAUGCACGUCAUCCCUUUGAUUAAGCUAAGAACAUAUCCCCUCAGUACCUACAAUGGUACAGACACAUUCAUGUAUUUUUUCUUUAAAAACAUGUGUAGGAAUGAUAUUUAUUUGCGUAAUAUACUUCUUGAGCAUAAUAAAAAAAAGUGGCCUCAGAUUUUGCAAAAUGAAAAAUGUCACAAAAGAAAAAGAGGAGAAAUACCAUCCAAUCCGUGUUUCGUUAAAUUGUAUAAUGUAUACUCAUCCGAUUGUAUAUAUCUAAGGAAAAAUGAAAAGUUGACUUCACUUCUCUACGCAAAGAGGGAGGUAUGGCAAAAGGAUUCCCUGAUUUCACCUAAAAACUUUUCAAACAUCUGUGUUCAUAUGAAUUGGGAGGUAAAGGGAGAACUACAAACCCGAAAGGGAUACAUAAAAAAACAAGUCAAUAUCUUGAACGACAUAAUAGUCCUAUCAGUUGACGAAAUCAGCAAGGACAUUUAUUUGAAUAACGAAAAGGAAAAAUAUUUAAAAAUUGGAAUCAACAUUCAGAACAAUUCAGACGAGGAUCUUAAAAAUUUUUAUGUACAAGUCAAAGAAAUGGAUGCUAUGAAUUCCUCAUUCUCUAUUGAUUAUAACAUAAAUGAGGUUCAACAGAAUGGCUUCAAAGUUACUGAGUUCGACAAGGAUAAAAGAGAAGAAGAUGCAAUUUUUCAUGUUGAAAAAGUGCUUGAACAGGGAGAAUUUUUACAGAAGAAUUAUAUUCCAACAGGGGAAGACAAACAUCAUGUGAUAAGAAACGCAGAAAUGAAUGCUUAUCCUGGAUACGAUAUGGAAAUAUCAAAUAAUACCAAAAAUCCGUUAGAUACUGAUCAAACGGUUCAGAUGUUGACACACGACAACUUCAUAUGUGAUGGGGAUUGCUCGAAAUGUGGAAAAUUCUGCAAAUGUGGAAAGACUGCAGAAGAAAAGGAGAUGAUAAUGAAUAUCUCACAUUUUUCUUACCUGUCCGAGCUUAACGAUGAAAUUAAUAUUUCGCAAAAUAAUCUGACACAGAAGAUUAAUUUAUCUCAUUAUAAUCCUAUAAGUGCAAGUUAUCAGUGUGAUAAAAAUUUCCAAGUAACCAUGUCAAAGAAUUUAUUUGAUUAUCCCAAUCAUAUCCCUGAUGAUAUCCAAAAAGCGGGCGAAAGAGUAGACGAAAAGAUGAACGAUGUGAAAGAAAAUUUGGAAUCAUUUAGUUCGAUGGAAAAAGUAAUUCUUCCUAUUAACAAAGAGACAAAAAAGUUUCAUCAAAUUGUUAGGGAUAACACUUAUGUCCACUACAACAACAGCAGUGAUUCCAACAUAUGUACUCCUCUAAAUAACUUUCUAUCUGCAAGUAGUAAAAAAAGCAAAGCUACGGAAGGGGCCGUUUUGUUAAGCGGUUUUCUCUACAUGGGAAUUGUUCAAAAAUAUGUAAAAAAAUUAAAAAAACGUAAAAGCAUAAAAUUAUAUUUUAAUAUUCUCUUUACGAGGGAGGGAAUUUACAACAUAAAUAAAUUCCACAUCAUUUUCGAAAUGCAUAAUCAAAUGUUCAUAGUAAAACCACUUAACCAGUUAAUCGUGCAGGUUCAUCCAUGA
Plasmodium gonderi is the source of this 7611-nucleotide messenger RNA. Its product is annotated as trafficking protein particle complex subunit 8. The coding region runs from base 1 to 7611 and encodes 2536 amino acids. Lineage: Eukaryota; Apicomplexa; Aconoidasida; Haemosporida; Plasmodiidae. The record is from RefSeq and is a predicted model, not a curated record. The transcript has 2 exons. Gene Ontology annotation, cellular component: TRAPPIII protein complex; cytoplasmic vesicle; phagophore assembly site. Gene Ontology annotation, biological process: protein localization to phagophore assembly site; endoplasmic reticulum to Golgi vesicle-mediated transport.